Neodiprion fabricii is the source of this 1147-nucleotide messenger RNA. RefSeq names its product retinol dehydrogenase 13-like. Lineage: Eukaryota; Metazoa; Arthropoda; Insecta; Hymenoptera; Diprionidae. The coding region runs from base 86 to 1063 and encodes 325 amino acids. The transcript is spliced from 6 exons. The record is from RefSeq and is a predicted model, not a curated record.
AUCGCACAGCCGGCUUUACAGCAGACAGAUAUUAGGAAAAGCGUGUCGUAUACUUUAAUGCCGUAUAACUCUAUCCGGACUAACGAUGGUUUGGAUGCCGCCGAAAAUUAUUUUAAUCUGCAGCUUUCCAUGCACCGUCGUCGCUCUGGCAAGCUUGAAAAAGGAACACACCGGUGGCACCUAUUACAAGGGCAAGGAAAAGUUGACAGAUAAGGUCGUUGUAAUAACUGGUGCUAAUACGGGAAUUGGCAAAGAAACUGCGCUGGAAAUGGCCAGGAGGGACGCCAAGGUUAUCAUGGCAUGCCGGGAUAUGUAUAAGUGCGAAGAGUCGCGUCAAAAUAUAGUCUUAGAAACGAAAAACAAAUACGUCUACUGCAGGAAGUGUGACUUGAGCUCGUUUGAGAGUAUUCGCCAAUUCGUUGAUAGGUUUAAGAAAGAACAAUCGAAGCUUCACAUUCUCGUCAACAAUGGAGGUGUUAUGCGUUGCCCAAAGAGCACAACGGCAGAUGGGAUAGAAACUCAACUGGGAGUUAAUCACAUGGGGCAUUUUUUGCUCACAAAUUUACUGCUGGACAGACUUAAAUCGUCAGCUCCGUCGCGAAUAAUCAAUGUUUCAAGCAUAGCGCAUAGACGUGGUGACAUCGAUGUUACGGAUUUAAACAGUGAGAAGGAUUAUGACCCAGCUAAAGCUUACGCGCAGAGCAAGUUGGCUAAUAUUCUUUUCACCAACGAGCUGGCAAGAAAACUCCAGGGUACAGGAGUAACUGCGAAUGCCGUUCAUCCUGGGAUUGUCGACACUGAUAUAAUACGGCAUAUGGGAUUUUACAAUAGUACAUUCAGUAAAAUUUUUCUUUACCCCUUUGCAUGGCCCUUCAUAAAGACUCCAAAACAGGGGGCCCAAACUUGUAUAUAUGCUGCACUGGAUCCAAGUCUCAAAGACGUCAGUGGUAAAUACUUUAGCAAUUGCGAGGAGGCUGAUACCGCUCCACAAGCCAAGGAUGAGAAACUGGCGAAAUGGUUGUGGCUAACUAGCGAGAAAUGGACAAGGUUGAAUGCCACUUAAUAUAGGUAUAUUUUAUUAGAAAAUAUUCAGAUACAAAGUCUGGUCAGAGAUCUAGUGAAUAAACCGAGUAACGAUCCUUGCCAA